CACUGUGUUCUUGAAGAAGAGAACUUUGACUUUGCCAGGUUUCAUUGCCGGGAGGGACAGAGCUCUGGGACCUGCAGCCUCCAGGUUCCAGCUCCUAAUCUGCUCAGAGACCAGUGCACAGACCCUGUUAACUAUUCAGAACCACCACACACUGCCUUGCUUUGGCCCUGCUUCUUGGCCACCCUCUCCUCCCAUCAGCCCCUGGACCCACUCAGUUGCAGCUAGUUUGACUUCCCGGGCUUUAUUGAUUCCUAGUCUUUCUGCUCUGGAGGAGCACGAAGAGGAGAUUGAACUCUAUCUAGGCUUUGGAACUGUUUAGUGGAGGCAUGAACUCAAAAGCUGUUGGAGACCAUCCCCCUCCCCACCUAGGGAGAGGGUGUCUCCUCCCUCUCAGGCCCUCUGUCUGGAACAUUUUUGAGAUGGUUUGGCUCUCAGAGUUGAGUUCCCUUGACUGUAGUAUUGAGGCCACUUCCUGGUGUGUGGCAGCCCCACCCCCUCAGCCCACACUCACCUGCGGGCUGACUGGCGUUCACGUCCACACCUGUGCUGCAUCAGCUGCUCAGCCUUGAUAAGGCCUCUUGCGUUCGGACUCCUUUCCAGAAGGUGAAGGUUUAUGGUAACCCUGCCUAUGCACCUCUGAAACUUUUGCUUUCAGCCGUGAGCAAGUCUCAGGGUCCUCCCUCCCAGCUGCCUUCUCAAGGGUGGAGCUGGAGGCCUAGCAGCUGCCUAGUAGAUUGAUUUUCCUUUGUACCCAGGCAUAAGCUGAACUUCAAGCUUCCAGGAAAGACGAUGAGCGAGACUCCCUCUGUCAGCUGCCCCCGACCCCUGCCUGAGCUGCAGCCUCUGGACUGUGAUGCCUUCAGCCUCACCCUCAAUAGCAGGGCUGGUCUCGCGUUGGGGGGCAGAGGCAGCCACCCUGGGGCUGGCCAGGAAAUAUGUCCUCAAAGAGCUCCCCUUCCUGAUAUGGGCCUCUUUCUCCUCAGCAGCCAACAGAUGCAUGGAAAGACAGCUUCUCUGAAGAGCACAGAGAAACCAGGCAGGGUCCAGAGACCCCCAGACUCCAGUCUGCACUGGCCAGAAGCCUUGAGGGAUGAAGACAUAAAGAAGUGCGGCCGAGAAGGGACACUAUUGAGUAAAUACAACCAGCAAUACCACAAGCUGUUUAAGGACAUCCCCUUGGAGGAGGCGGUUCUCAAAGUGUGCUCUUGCGCCCUCCAGAGGGACCUCCUUCUCCAGGGCCGGCUCUACAUCUCCCCCAACUGGCUCUGCUUCCACGCUAGCCUCUUUGGCAAGGAUAUCAAGGUGGUCAUUCCUGUGGUGUCUGUGCAAAUGAUCAAAAAACACAAGAUGGCGCGGCUCCUUCCCAAUGGCCUGGCCAUCACUACCAUCACUAGCCAGAAGUAUGUUUUUGUGUCACUUCUCUCCCGGGACAGUGUAUAUGACAUGCUAAGGAGGGUCUGCACCCACCUACAGCCUUCCAGCAAGAAGAGUCUAAGUGUAAGAGAAUUUCCAGAGGAACCCGAGUGCAAAUCUCUGGAAGUCCUCAUCCCUGAGAUGAAGUGGAGAAAAGCAUGCCCUGUCUCCAGAUCCCUGUCUGUCCCAGACAACAUCCCUUGUAUCCCUCAGACAUCCAUGGACUCCACAGAUGACUUCUUCUCCUCCAGGAAGCCUCUGGGGUCUGAAAAUACUGUCUCUGAGGAGAAGCUGGAGGAGGAGUCCAGGAGCAAUGGGGAGCUGAGGCACUGGGAUUACCGGCUCCUGAAGAUCUUCUUUGUGCUGAUCUGCUUCUUGGUCAUGUCCUCAUCUUAUCUGGCAUUCCGCAUCUCCCAACUGGAACAGCAGUUAUGCUCCCUGAAUUGGGAUGGCUCAGUCCCCGGGCACAGGUGAUGAUGCCCUUUCUCUUUCUCAUGCCUCUGGGGUUUGAGGGUUAAGGACAGGAACCAAAACCUAUGGCCAGGCUGCUUGUUACUUUGGCUGGUCUUGGCCUUGCCCUUGAGCUGGCUUGAUGGCCCUCAGCAAGGUCUGCAGGGUAUACAGGAUAUACAGAUCCCACUUUGACUUGCUUUCAUGGGGGAAGGCUUCACUGACCUGUCUGUCUGCCUUUUAGGCCCUUUGUCUGACCCGGCUACCUCU
Messenger RNA from Phacochoerus africanus (Common warthog), 2133 nucleotides. Its product is annotated as GRAM domain-containing protein 2A-like. Gene Ontology annotation, molecular function: phosphatidylinositol-4,5-bisphosphate binding. Gene Ontology annotation, cellular component: endoplasmic reticulum membrane; extrinsic component of cytoplasmic side of plasma membrane; organelle membrane contact site. NCBI's taxonomy places the organism in Eukaryota, Metazoa, Chordata, Mammalia, Artiodactyla, Suidae. Gene Ontology annotation, biological process: regulation of store-operated calcium entry. The record is from RefSeq and is a predicted model, not a curated record.